AUUGCUUCCCAUUUUCCCAUGGAGGUUGUGGCCGCCGCCGGCAAAAAGCGCAAAGGCCAAGAACCAUUGGGGAUUGGCAAUGGCGUGAGCGAGAGCAGCCUCGAUCUCAUCAGCAGGCUCCCUGAUGAGGUACUGGGCACCGUCAUCUCCCUCCUCCCCACUAAGGCCGGCGCCCGCACCCAGAUCCUCUCCCGCCGGUGGCGCCCUCUCUGGCGCGCGGCACCCCUCAACCUAGGUGUCGACAGCGACCUCAGCGGCCAGGAGCGGAAGCGAAUCAUCUUCGUCCCCAAGAUCCUCUCCGACCACCCGGGCCCCGCCCGUCGCUUCGCCCUCCCCGGCAUCCGCCUCCGCGACCGCUACGCCAGAAUCGAUGGCUGGUUGCGCUCCCGGGCCCUCACCGGCCUCCGGGAGAUCGAGUUUCGCUACGAGAUCGAGAACUCACAGCUGCCCUACCCGCUACCGCCGUCCGCGUUACGCUUCGCGCCCACCCUCUGUGUUGCUGACUUUGGCAACUGCGAUUUCCCAAGAGAGAUGGCGCCAUUGCUCAAGUUUCCCUGCCUCAAGCAGCUCACCCUGUAUAAGGUCAUCGUGUUGGAAGAUGCUCUUCACAGCCUCCUCUGUGGUUGCCCUGUUCUUGAGAGCCUCUUGCUGUAUGACAAUUUCGGCUUUGGUCGCCUCCGCAUUAACUCGCCCACUCUAAGGAGCAUUGGCAUCAGUGUUUCCUGCUUUGGGGAGAGAGUUGAAAAUCAUACCAAACUCCAAUAUCUUAUUGUAGAAGAUGCCCCUUGCCUUGAAAGAUUGCUAUCACUUAGCCCGUACAAUGGUCCGGCAACAAUCCGGGUCGUGCGUGCUCCAAAACUAGAGAUAUUGGGCUUGCGGUCCAAUGACAUCACUAGACUUGAUCUUGGAACCACUGUUUUUCAGAAAAUGAUUGCCCUAAGCUUGACAACCUCGAUGCGCACUGUAAAGGUUUUGGCCCUUGGCUCUUGUGGGCCUAAUCUGGAUUCAGUUGUUGACUUCCUCAAGUGUUUCCCCUGCUUGCAGAAGCUUUAUGUCGAGUCUCACCUACAGAAGAGUAGGAAAAAUAAACGGAGCUAUAAUCCACUGGAUCCAGUUGAAUGCCUUGAGUCUCAUCUUAGACAAGUGGUUGUGAUGAAUUAUCGUGGCAUGAGACCUGAUGUUGACUUUGCCAAGUUCUUUGUUCUGAAUGCAAAAGUUCUAAAGAAAAUGGUAUUUGGAUCCGGUUACGCCAACACUACCAACAGUGAUAAUUGGAUGACUAAUCAACACAGACGGCUUCAACUGGACAAAAGAGCUUCUCAAGGUGCUCGGUUUAAAUUCAUAGGUUUUUCUGAUUUGAUUCUACACAAAAGCUACAAGAUGACGCAUGAUUUGAGGAUGGAUGAUCCCUUUGACAGCCACCUCUGCAGAUGAUGCAUGAAGAUUCAGUGCCCAUUAAGAAGAUUAUCUUGUCUUUAUGUGUAAUGCCCAAAGUUUAGUUUUCCUGCUCUUAUUCAUAGCCUUUAAUUUGUUGCUUUGCAAUUUUUGCAUAUUUUUAUUGAAGUUGCAAACAGUAUCGGUAUGUGUGCAAAUUCGUUGCAACAGCUAACUUUACAUCCCUGUCUAUCUUUUAGAGACAUAUACUUUUUUUAUGUGGUAAGCCUCAAUUCUUGUUUUAGCA
Messenger RNA from Sorghum bicolor (sorghum), 1681 nucleotides. RefSeq names its product F-box/LRR-repeat protein At3g26922. The record is from RefSeq and is a predicted model, not a curated record. The coding region runs from base 19 to 1434 and encodes 471 amino acids. Lineage: Eukaryota; Viridiplantae; Streptophyta; Magnoliopsida; Poales; Poaceae. The transcript has 3 exons. Gene Ontology annotation, molecular function: protein binding.